Molecule: messenger RNA, 1326 nt
Organism: Cyclospora cayetanensis
Lineage: Eukaryota; Apicomplexa; Conoidasida; Eucoccidiorida; Eimeriidae
Exons: 3
Biological process (GO): mRNA export from nucleus
Cellular component (GO): THO complex part of transcription export complex
Molecular function (GO): protein binding
Source: RefSeq, a predicted model, not a curated record
AUGUACCGCCACCCAUUUUAUCCUCCUCUUUCGACGGAGGAGCUGCAGGAGCGUGACGCGCUCCUCGCACUCUGCAAGGGGACCCAGGAAGCGUUUCCCCGAAAUUCCAUCAGCUCACCUAGCAGCAACGGCUUUCCCAGCAGCAGUGGCGGCAGCCGCGUUUUUUGGGGGAGUAUUGAUGGGGGCAAAGGCAAGUGCAAGAUCAGAAGGAGCUGUUUGGGAUUUUCAGCAGACGGCAGCAAGGUGCUGGCGGGCUUUCAUGACUCCGUGGCUAUUGCCGCUGUCGGUACACUUUCCGCGCAUCUCAACAUCGGCGUGCCAGGCGUCGGCCUUGUGCUUCCACAUCCAGUGCAUCCGGAACUUGUAGCUGUUGGAUGCCAGGGGCCGAACCGUACUGGCUCAAUUUUGCGGCUGCUGGAUUUGCGGCAGCAGCCCCCGCGCUCCCUUGUUCCUGCCGGCAGCAGCAACAGCGAUGUAGGAGCUGCGGGGGUGACGUAUACCUCGCCUUACGGGGAAGAAUGGUGGACAGGGACCUGGCAUCCCUCGGGGAAGUAUUUGGUGUGUAUUGACAAAAGAGAUAGACUGCACGCACUUCAUCCAGAGCAGCCACAGCAGCAACAGCAGCAGCAACAGCAGCAACAGCGGACAGGCAGUACCACCAGCGCCACUAGCAGCAGCGGUGCUUGCGGAUUCAAGCGCAGCGUCAUUCAGCUGGAAUCAGUGACUUACGGGUGCUGCUUCGGGUUGGGUGGGCGUGUGUUGAUAGCCGCUCAAGAAGAUGGUUGCUGUCGCGUGCUGCCUUCUGCUGCUACAGUCGACAGUGGAGCAGCAGCUGCUGCGUUGCAGGUGCCUCUCCUUCAGGGUCCAGCAGUGGUGACGGCGGCCUCAGGAAGAGACGGCGAGGUGUUUGCGGUCGGUGGGGGAGACGGCAGCAUUCAGAUAUUGGAUACGGCGAGCCUCUCUCCUGUGGGGUCUCUUCCUAGAGGAGAUGUGGGGGUGCAAUGUAUGGCCCUCAGCAGUGACGGAUCUCUCAUUGCGUGGGCGACUAAGCGGACUCCUCCAGAGAAGUAGUCUCUGAUGCGGCGCCUGGACGAAGGCCCACGCCCGGGGUCCCCUAAACUCUGUCUUGCUGCAGUUUCUCCCACUGAGGUGCUGCUGCAACUCGAGACUAGUGGCCAGGUAACAGCGACUGCCUUUCAUCCUCACAGGAAGCUCUUAGCGGUUGCCUGUGACUUAGAAAGCAGCGGCAGCAGCAACAGUAGCGGCACCAGCAGCAACCGAUAUGGCAGCAACAACAAAAAUAUAGGCAUCAUCACUUUAGAUUGA